Messenger RNA from Staurois parvus, 1638 nucleotides. Lineage: Eukaryota; Metazoa; Chordata; Amphibia; Anura; Ranidae. The record is from the annotation of a GenBank genome assembly.
AUGGGGGCUUCGAGUGUGUGGAGGAGGAUGAGUUCUCUGGGCACAUGGCUGUGUCUGGUCAUCUCGGCUUCCCUGUGCUUAUGGGUUGUGGAGGGGACAUCCCGGAGACCGAACAUAGUACUUAUCCUAACAGAUGACCAGGACGUCUCCAUGGGCGGUAUGACUCCGUUGAAAAAGACAAAAGAAUUGCUUGGCGAUAAAGGUGUUACUUUUACCAAUGCGUAUGUUGCCAGUGCUCUGUGCUGCCCAAGCAGAGCCAGCAUUCUGACUGGAAAAUACCCACAUAACCACCAUGUUAUGAACAACACAAUAGAAGGAAACUGCAGCAGCAAAGCCUGGCAAAAGACCCAGGAGCCAAACACCUUUCCAGCUCUUCUUCAUUCAAUUGGCUACCAGACAUUCUUUGCAGGAAAAUACCUAAAUCAGUACGGCGCAGAGGAUGCUGGUGGAAUAAGCCAUGUGCCUCCUGGCUGGAGUUUCUGGUUCGGUUUGGAGAAGAAUUCAAAGUACUAUAAUUAUACCCUUUCACAGAAUGGCCAUGCUAGGAGUUAUGGACAAAACUACAGUGUGGAUUACCUAACUGAUGUCUUGGCUAAUUUUUCCUUGGAUUUCUUUAAUCAUAAAGUAAAUUACGAGCCCUUCUUUAUGAUGAUAGCCACCCCAGCUCCACAUUCUCCCUGGACAGCAGCUCCACAGUAUGAAAACUCAUUCCAGAAUGUCAGUGCACCCCGCAGUGGCAGCUUCAAUGUUCAUGGCAAGAACAAGCAUUGGUUAAUAAGACAAGCAAAAACACCUAUGUCAAACACCUCCGUUCAGUUCCUAGACAAUGCUUAUCGCAAAAGGUGGCAAACUCUGCUAUCUGUUGAUGACAUGGUGGAGAAACUUGUAAAGGAACUCCAGAAUCGGGGUGAGCUGGAUAAUACUUUCAUCUUCUUCACAUCUGACAAUGGAUACCACACAGGUCAGUUCUCAUUGCCAAUAGACAAAAGACAGCUGUAUGAAUUUGAUAUUAAAGUUCCACUACUUGUUCGUGGACCUGGCAUCAAGCCUAACCAAAUAAGCCAGGCACUUGUAGAGAACAUUGAUCUCGGUCCAACCAUUCUGGAUAUUGCUGGCUAUGACCUCAAUAAGACCCAGAUGGACGGGAUGUCUUUUUUCCCAAUUUUGAGAAAUGCUAAUGUUACUUGGAGAACAGAUAUUUUGGUUGAAUAUCAAGGAGAAGGAUCUAAUCGUACUGAUCCCUCUUGUCCAGCGCUAAGACCCGGUGUCUCACAAUGCUUUCCAGACUGUGUAUGUGAAGAUUCUUAUAACAACACUUAUGCUUGUGUGAGGACGAUUUCAGCAGAUCAUAACCUACAGUACUGUGAAUUUGAUGACGCAGAGGUCUUUGUGGAAGUCUAUAACCUGACAGCAGACCCAAACCAGUUGACAAACCUUGGUAAAACUAUAGAAAAGGAGAUCCUUGAGAAAAUGAACCACCGCCUGAUGAUGCUCCAGUCAUGUAGUGGAGCUUCAUGCCGAACUCCAGGAGUCUUUGAUCCAAGGUAUCGGUUUGACCCAAGGAUGAUGUUUACGAAUCAAGAUCAGCAAGGCUACCUUUUGUCCCGAAAGUCUCUGAAACGGCGAAGCCUGCUUUAG